This is a messenger RNA of Klebsormidium nitens, 372 nucleotides long. NCBI's taxonomy places the organism in Eukaryota, Viridiplantae, Streptophyta, Klebsormidiophyceae, Klebsormidiales, Klebsormidiaceae. The record is from the annotation of a GenBank genome assembly.
AUGAAGGUGGACAAGGUCCAACUCGGCGACUUGAGCUCCCUUUCGACGGCAAAGCUCAAGCAGUACCACACCCUCGCAUACGACGUCGCGGGAUCCGGCAAAAAGGCGGAUUACGACGCAAAAGAUCUUUCUUUGAACCUGCGACGGGAUCUGGACAUCUUUGGCUACGACCACGUCUGCAAGUCGAUGCAAAGUGCGCAAGCAGACCAUCCGCUUGCGUUUUCGACACGUGGCAAGAUUCCCCAGGAGAUCAAAGACCCCAACCGCCUCACCCACCUGGAACACCUCGCCCCCGUUUUCCAAAAACCGACGGGUCAGCCAACGUUCCAAGCCCCUAGUCAGAGCGUUUCCUCAGUGGGGUCUCUUUGCUAG